ACGUUUCAUAGUGACUGAAUGGCUCUAAUAUUUUGCAUAAAUACCUGACCAUGCCAGCCGAUGUAAAUUACAACAAUUAACAAACAAUACUUGUUGAACCAUCCAAAUCAUGGCAUCUUUCAUAAUACCAUUCAAAGCCCUGUUCUUCCUCAUAGUCGCCCUGCAUCAGUCUUCCUCUGUUUUUUCUUCUUCAUCCUCCAUUGCUGCAAAUGAAACAGAAACUCUUCUAAAAUGGAAAGCUAGCCUUGACAACAACACCCAAACUUUGCUCUCUUCGUGGGUUGGAGGCAACCAUUGCAACUGGGUCGGAAUCACUUGCGACAUGGCUGGAACCAUCACCAAUCUAAGCCUUCCAGAUCAUUUGUUGAACUUGAAAGGCAAAAUUCCACCAGAGAUUGGAGUUCUUUCAAAUCUAGAACAUCUUAACUUGGCAUCAAACAAUUUGAGUGGACCGAUUCCUAAUCAACUUGGAGAGUGCUCAAAGUUAUUGGACCUGAAUUUGAGCAAGAAUAAACUUGGAGAAAGCAUUCCACUUUCAGUAAGCUACAUAAAUGGCCUUCGAAAUCUAGAUUUAAGUCAGAAUUUACUUUAUUGGGGAGAUACCACAACAGCUUGCAAAAUUACAUUCCUUGGAAACAUUGGACCUUUCUCACAAUAUGCUUAA
Durio zibethinus is the source of this 664-nucleotide messenger RNA. The record is from RefSeq and is a predicted model, not a curated record. NCBI's taxonomy places the organism in Eukaryota, Viridiplantae, Streptophyta, Magnoliopsida, Malvales, Malvaceae.